Messenger RNA from Saccharomyces paradoxus, 705 nucleotides. It is a transcript of the gene PRE5, whose product is annotated as proteasome core particle subunit alpha 6. Gene Ontology annotation, biological process: ubiquitin-dependent protein catabolic process. The transcript has a single exon. Lineage: Eukaryota; Fungi; Ascomycota; Saccharomycetes; Saccharomycetales; Saccharomycetaceae. The record is from RefSeq and is a predicted model, not a curated record. Gene Ontology annotation, cellular component: proteasome core complex; nucleus; proteasome core complex, alpha-subunit complex. The coding region runs from base 1 to 705 and encodes 234 amino acids.
AUGUUCAGAAACAAUUACGACGGGGACACAGUCACUUUUUCUCCUACUGGCCGUCUUUUCCAAGUGGAAUACGCAUUGGAAGCUAUUAAACAAGGGAGCGUCACUGUGGGGUUACGUUCGAACACUCAUGCUGUUUUGGUAGCGUUGAAAAGAAAUGCAGACGAAUUGUCAUCAUACCAGAAAAAGAUCAUUAAAUGUGACGAGCACAUGGGGCUUUCGUUAGCCGGGUUGGCUCCAGAUGCCAGAGUUUUAAGUAAUUAUUUGAGACAACAGUGUAAUUAUUCCAGUUUAGUUUUUAACAGGAAGCUCGCCGUCGAGAGAGCAGGUCAUUUGCUUUGCGAUAAAGCACAGAAGAAUACACAGUCCUAUGGGGGCAGACCCUACGGUGUUGGUUUGUUGAUCAUCGGGUAUGACAAGAGCGGUGCUCAUCUUUUAGAAUUCCAACCCUCCGGGAAUGUCACAGAACUAUACGGUACAGCUAUUGGCGCAAGAAGUCAAGGGGCAAAGACCUAUCUAGAGAGAACUUUAGACACGUUCAUAAAAAUUGACGGGAACCCUGACGAGCUCAUCAAAGCCGGCGUCGAGGCUAUCAGCCAGUCUCUAAGAGACGAAGCCUUGACAGUAGACAAUCUUUCAAUCGCCAUCGUAGGCAAGGAUACGCCUUUUACAAUUUAUGAUGGUGAAGCCGUUGCUAAAUACAUUUAG